Penicillium salamii is the source of this 1602-nucleotide messenger RNA. The record is from the annotation of a GenBank genome assembly. NCBI's taxonomy places the organism in Eukaryota, Fungi, Ascomycota, Eurotiomycetes, Eurotiales, Aspergillaceae.
AUGACCCCCCACGUCGCGCGGGAUGGACUAACCGAGGAAAUAGUCGCAAAACACAACACUCGGGAGAGUUGUUGGGUCGUGCUAUAUGGCAAGGUCUACGAUGUCACCGACUUCCUGGGUAGCCACCCCGGUGGUGCAAAGAUCAUUUUGAAGCUUGCAGGUCAAGAUGCCACCGAGGAAUAUGACCCAAUUCAUCCUCCAGGUAUCCUGGAAGAGGAACUCAAGCCAGAGGCAUGUCUGGGAACAAUCGAUCCCAGCACAUUACCACAGGAAACUGCCCCAGAGCCUGAACAAGAGGUCGAGGGCCCACCACCAAUGGAGAACAUUCUCAAUUUGGACGAAAUGGAAGAGAUUGCGGCAAAGCAAAUCAGCAAGAAGGCUUGGGCCUACUACUACUCAGCAUCCGACGACAUGUUCAGCAAAUCCUUCAACAACGCAGUAUACCGCUCUAUUCUUCUGCGACCUAGAGUGUUUGUGGACUGCACCAAGUGCGACCUAGAUACUACCGUUCUCGGGUAUAACUUGAAAACACCCAUCUACGUUUCCCCCGCGGCAAUGGCCCGUCUCGGGCAUCCAUCUGGUGAAGCCGGCAUUGCAGAGGCAUGUCGGAAGUUUGGAGCCAUGCAGAUAAUCUCCAACAAUGCCUCCAUGACCCCGGAGCAGAUUGUCAAGGAUGCCUCGCCAGAUCAGGUCUUUGGCUGGCAGCUAUAUGCGCAAAUUGACCGCAAAAAGAGCGAGGCGAUGCUGGCCCGCAUCAACAAGCUCAAGGCCAUCAAGUUCAUCGUUCUCACACUUGAUGCGCCCAUUCCAGGCAAGCGUGAGGACGAUGAGCGAACCGGAAUGACAGGGCGCAAGGCAGCCGUGCCGAGCGGCAUCAAGGCCGCCGAGCGCUCUGCAGACGAUACCCCCAACCCAACCGAGGGUUCUGGGGGUGUUGGACAGCAGCUGUUCGCCGGCACCGAUCCUUCCCUCACCUGGACUAAGACCCUCGCGUGGCUGGCCACGCAGACCGACCUGCCCAUUAUUUUGAAGGGUCUGCAGACCCAUGAAGAUGCCUACCUGGCCUCGCUACACGCACCCCAGGUCAAGGGAAUCAUUCUCUCCAACCACGGUGGGCGGGCCAUGGAUACUGCGCCCCCGGCCGUGCACACACUGCUGGAGAUCCGCAAAUACUGCCCCGAGGUCUUUGAUAAGAUUGAGGUCCAUGUAGAUGGCGGCAUUCGCCGGGGCACAGAUGCCGUCAAGGCUCUGUGUCUGGGUGCGAAGUCUGUUGGUCUUGGGCGCGCAGCACUCUACGGUCUUGCGGCUGGAGGUGUUGAGGGUGUCAGCCGGACAUUGCAGAGUAAGUUGUUCGAUCCUUGGACGGGGGAUCUUGUUGCUAACACACCUGUAGUUCUGAACGACGAGAUGAAGACCUGUAUGCGUCUUCUUGGUGUGGAGAGAGUUGAUCAAUUGGGGCUCCAACAUGUAUGCAUCCUUCAUCUCCUCCUGGUGUCUCUACUGACUGGUUUACAGAUCAACACCCGUGUGACGGAGCAGCAGAUCUAUGACGGCCCUGCUGCCCUUGAACCCUUACGGCGCGAGUUCCGCUCUAAGUUGUAG